CGCGCAGCUCUGUGGAGUCAAGCGGCUGCGGGCGCCAGACCUGAGCGCGCGGAGGACCGAGGGAGCCUAGCGGCACCGCGCGCUCAAGGGACCUGUGAACACCCCCAAGGAGCCGGUUGUGAGGCCCCUGCCAGAUGUGGGGGACAGCUACCCAGAGGCAUGUCCCCCGUCCGGCCCUGGCAUCCCAACCUGCUGCUGCUGCUGCUGCUGGCCUGCCAGCCGCAGGCCCUCUCUGCCCAGGUAAUGGACUUCUUGUUUGAGAAGUGGAAGCUCUACAGUGACCAAUGCCACCGCAACAUGAGCCUGCUGCCUCCCCCAACUGACCUGGUCUGCAACAGGACCUUCGACAAGUACUCCUGCUGGCCAGACACCCCUCCCAAUACCACGGCCAACAUCUCCUGCCCCUGGUACCUGCCUUGGUAUCACAAAGUGCAGCACCGCCUGGUCUUCAAGAAGUGUGGGCCGGAUGGGCAGUGGGUGCGUGGGCCCCGGGGACAGCCAUGGCGCAACGCUUCCCAGUGCCAGAUGGAGGACAAGGAGCUCGAGGGCCAGAAGGAAGUAGCCAAGAUGUACAGCAGCUUCCAGGUGAUGUACACCGUGGGCUACUCCCUGUCCCUGGGGGCCCUGCUGCUUGCCCUGGCCAUCAUGCUGGGCCUCAGCAAACUCCACUGCACCCGCAACUACAUCCACGUGAACCUGUUUGCAUCCUUUGUGCUGAAGGCCAGCUCUGUGCUGGUCAUCGACUGGCUGCUGAAGACCCGUUACAGCCAGAAGAUCGGGGAUGACCUCAGUGUCAGCAUCUGGCUCAGCGAUGGGGCGGUGGCCGGCUGCCGUGUGGCCGCAGUGAUCAUGCAGUAUGGCGUGGUGGCCAACUAUUGCUGGCUGCUGGUGGAGGGCGUGUACCUGCAUGGCCUGCUGGGCCUCGCCUCCUUCCCUGAGCGAAGCUUCUUCACCCUCUACCUGGGCAUUGGCUGGGGUGCGCCCCUGCUGUUCAUCAUCCCCUGGGCGGUGGUCAAGUGUCUGUUUGAGAACAUUCAGUGCUGGACCAGCAAUACCAACAUGGGCGUCUGGUGGAUCCUGCGAGCCCCGGUCUUCCUGGCCAUCCUGAUCAACUCCGUCGUCUUUGUCCGAGUGGUCCACCUUCUCAUCACCAAGCUUCAGGCCCGCCAGGUGCACUACGCUGACUACAAGUUCCGGCUGGCCAGAUCCACCCUGACCCUCAUCCCCCUCCUGGGGGUCCACGAAGUGGUCUUCGCCUUUGUGACCGAUGAGCAGGCUCAGGGGGCCCUGCGCUCCGCCAAGCUCUUCUUCGACCUCUUCCUCAGCUCCUUCCAGGGCCUGCUGGUGGCUGUCCUCUACUGCUUCCUCAGCAAAGAGGUACAGGCAGAGCUGCUGCAGCGCUGGCGGCGCUGGCACGAGGGCAGAGCGCUGCAGGACCCGCGACGCAGCAGCAGCCCCUCCGCCCCAGCUAGGCCUUGCCGUGGCCCCUCCUUCGAGAAGCUUCAACUUGUGAAGGGUGGCAGCAGCAAUGGGGCUGGCCAGGACCCCUCUGCAGAGACCUCCUUGGCCUGUGGCCUCCCUGAGUUGGCUGAGAGACCCUUCUGAAUCUCUGCUGGACUCAGGCACCAGACAGUGCAUCACUGAACACCCCAGGAUUGGACACCUGGCUGAGGCCAGAGGGGCAGGACAGCUGGACAGUGGCUGCCACUGUCCAUGUCCCCCCUGCUGUCCCUGGGGCACAAGCCCAGUGGUGGGAAGUUGUGCAUGAACUGCAGGCAUGCCUGCCUGUUGGUCUGUCCUGUGCGUGUGGAAAGGUGUGUCCUCCAAUAAAGAGCUGAGUAGUGGCUGGGUGGAUCGCGAGGGCUCAGCUGGGAAGGCCCGAGUGGGUGUGGGCAGGGUGGAUGGGCGCAGGCUGGUGCACUCCCUGGAGGGGCCCCUCUGAUCCCUGUUCUACAGGGAGCUGGAAGGGUCCCCAGGGUGGCUAGCAGUGCUUGUCCUCCCAUGCUGGAUCAGGU
Molecule: messenger RNA, 2015 nt
Organism: Urocitellus parryii (Arctic ground squirrel)
Lineage: Eukaryota; Metazoa; Chordata; Mammalia; Rodentia; Sciuridae
Gene: Gcgr
Product: glucagon receptor
Biological process (GO): adenylate cyclase-activating G protein-coupled receptor signaling pathway; cell surface receptor signaling pathway
Cellular component (GO): plasma membrane
Molecular function (GO): peptide hormone binding; glucagon receptor activity
Source: RefSeq, a predicted model, not a curated record